GUGUCAACAAGCAAAGCGUAUAGGCUCCGCGUCGCUCGCCAAAAUAAGUUAGUAAAACUGUUUAAAACGUUGUACAGUAUGCUUUAAUCGAUAGAUUAGAAGCAAAUGCAUCAGAAGCAAGUGUUUGUGUAAAGAUAUUUGUGAAAUUGGCGGCAGAAAACAGUGCGCGUCGUUCUGCUCCAUAGGAGAACGCUACUUUUUACGACCGUGUUUAAACCAUCAAACUUAACGUUUCACACUGCGGUAAACUGUGUAGAAGGUGAAAACCGGUGCAAAGAACAUAUUUUAGCGAAAACUGCAAGCGAAUCGGUGCAUUUUUGAUCGGAAUAAGUAAAAACAACACUCGUCCUACAGCGGUAGACUUUUGACAGCUGAUUUGCGCGCCUGUUCUUCCGCGUGUGUGUAUUUUGAAUUGACCGUUAGCGACGCUGUUUUCAAAUUGACCGUUAAAAACUUUUUACAAAGUGUUAUUGAGCGGAAAUUUUGGGGAAAAAUCUUUACCGUUUGUUAGUGUAUAAGGAUCUUUCGGUUUGGAAUUAAAGCAACUGAAGCUACCCACAAUAAAUCACGAAUACAUUUUGGAAUGAAUCCAUCAAAGGGAAAGGCUUCAUCCAGUGGAAAAGGGGCUAAAAAAUCGACGCGGAGAGCCUCGAAGUUGGCGUUGAAGGCAGCUAGAGCUAAACUAAGAGUAGAGGAUCUUUACGAAGACCCAAGGUCCGGGUAUGUCUCGACCUUCACUCAGAGUGAUAUCGACGAAUUGUUUUCGUACGAUUCGGCAUCGGACCUAUCCGAAGACAAUUAUGAUAAAUUGGCCGGCGACUACGACUUGUUACUGAAUGACGUGGAGCUUUUGGAGGCCAAAGAGAAGUUGUGGAACUCUGAGCGAGAAGCUCUCCAGAAGCAGAUUAGUUUGUUGAAGUUGGAGUAUGAGGUAAUACAGAAAAAGGUGACAGAACUCGAAUCACGUUUGGAUACGGCCACUAAUACAGCACAAGCUGGUACACCAGCACCAUCGACAAAAUCAUUGGCAAAUGCGACACAGGCUCCAGACGUAAUUGCUCCAGCAAUAACACCAGCCGCAACCGAGAAAAAAGCCUCUGAACAGUGUUCAAAAAUUGCUGAAAAGGAUUCGAAGAUGACCGAGGAGCAGCAAACAGCGACGGAUGACGGAAAACCGACUCAGGCAAAGUCGUCUAAAAAAGCGAUCUUUAAGCCGGCGCCAAAAAAACCCCUCUCAAAAAAGGGCCAGAAAAGGCUAACCCAGGAUGUGCUCUAUGUUACCCCAUUGCAGGAUAAGACGUGGCUUGACAUGUAUCGAGAGCUUCGUGGUUGUGCAGAACUGUUGAAGGAACCGUUUAUGAUAGAUCGCCCCAGACGCGUCACUCACGCAAAUGGCGCUGAGUUUCUGCUUGUGCCCAUCAAGAGGAAUGCUGACACGGCGGUGGUGGAGAAGCUGGUCAGAGAGUCCAUUGGAGACCUCGGCAAGGUUACGAAGAAGACCCCGAUGACAAUGAUCACCUGUAAAAAUCUGGGUGUAUCGACUGUUGCUGAGGACCUGCAGAAGGCCAUUUUCGAAAAGCACGGUGUAAACGUGGUGUUGGCCAAUGUUCAAUUUCAAAAGUCUCGGAAAGGUAAAAGUCAACACGCGCUGAUCAAACUAUCGGUUCGCGAUUCAAAGAAGUUGGAUGGACGAAAGCUGCCUAUCGGAACGACAACCGUCACUUUCCAGACGGAGCUGCCAAAAACAACGGAAGAGGAUCGUUGCUUCCGUUGCAUGGGGGUGGGCCAUCGGGCACCCCAGUGCGAGGAGACACACUCCUUAUGCUAUCGGUGUGGAAAGGAUGGUCAUCGAGCAGCCGAAUGCAAGAACCUGCCAAAGUGCUUGACCUGCGACGGCGGGCACCCGACUGGUUCUCGUAAAUGCAAAAAGACGUCAAAACCAGAAGAAGCAACGGUUCAAGCUAGUGAGUAAGCGAAACCCAUUGUAUUUCGGGGGCUAUGUUCUCGGUUGCCAUUGUGACACAAAACCUCUUGAGCCGCGUUUAUUAUCGUGGAGGGAAUCGGACGUAUUUGUGGUUUAAUAAAGAUAUCAUUU
Molecule: messenger RNA, 2095 nt
Organism: Anopheles moucheti
Lineage: Eukaryota; Metazoa; Arthropoda; Insecta; Diptera; Culicidae
Exons: 2
Coding region: 584-1972 (462 amino acids)
Molecular function (GO): zinc ion binding; nucleic acid binding
Source: RefSeq, a predicted model, not a curated record